Molecule: messenger RNA, 2159 nt
Organism: Spea bombifrons (plains spadefoot toad)
Lineage: Eukaryota; Metazoa; Chordata; Amphibia; Anura; Pelobatidae
Gene: SNTG2
Product: syntrophin gamma 2
Exons: 18
Coding region: 1-1608 (535 amino acids)
Cellular component (GO): intracellular anatomical structure; dystrophin-associated glycoprotein complex
Molecular function (GO): structural molecule activity; protein binding
Source: RefSeq, a predicted model, not a curated record
AUGGCACUGGAACAAGAUCAGACUAAAACUGGUUUUGCACAAUUGUAUAAUGAAGGUUCAGAGAAUGCUUAUGAUGUACGUAUCCGACUUACUAAGGAAGCAUUAACAAUACAGAAACAAGACGUGAUCUGUGUCACUGGAACCGACCACAGUGCAAAUCGCAGAACUGUUACACUUCACAGAGACCCCGUUGGAGGACUGGGUUUAAGUAUUAAGGGUGGAGCCCAACAUAAAGUGCCUGUAGUUAUAUCAAAAAUCUUCAAAGGUCAAGCAGCUGACCAGAGUGGAAUGUUAUUCAUAGGCGAUGCAGUAAUGCAGGUUAACGGCAUUAAUGUAGAAAAUGCAACUCAUGAAGAAGUGGUUCAUUUGUUACGAAAUGCAGGAGAUGAUGUUGCUAUUACGGUUUACUAUUUUAAGGAAGCACCAUCAUUCCUGAAACUACCAUUAGCUGACUAUGGAGAAAUCCGAGAACUAACUUCAAAUGGCUCACCAGACCAACACAGUGACCAAAGCAGUGGAACUUCUUCCCCUCUCUUUGAUAGUGGUUUACAUUUAAAUGGAAAUACUUCUAACACAACACCUUCAUCCCCUUCUUCACCUACAGUGAAAGAACAGAAAUAUGAGAAAUGCUGGAUAGAUGCCAUUUCAAUUCCAUUAUUUAUGGCUCGGAUCUCAAGGUUUAAGGUUUCUACAGUAAAAUUAAGACCUAACUCCUUUGAACUUCUGGCACUAGACGGAGUCAGCUCUGGCAUUCUACAGUUUCAUUCUGCACACGACAGUGCUGACUGGCUGAGAGCAAUAUCAACAAACAUCAAUGAUCUGACGCUUCAAAAUAUGAAAAUACUGAACAAAUGCUACUCACCGUCUGAUCAGAUUGUACACAUGGGGUGGGUGAGUGAAAAGGUACAAGGAUCUGAUGGAACACAUGUUUAUAAAUUCAAGUUUCUGGUACUAAAAGGUUCAUCAUUCUACAUUUUCAAGACACCACCAGUUAGCACAUUGGACUGGGUACGAGCUGAUAAAAUGUAUAACCUCUGUGAGGUCCUGUUUAAGAUUAGCAAGGUUUGGCCAGCUGAUGAAAUCUGGAUUCAAGAAAACUUGCACCUCAAUCUUAAUCAAAAUGAACAACUGGAUGAUCAGCGGCCGUAUUGUUUCAAUGUAUUGGUGGGACAUGGGAAAAGUCAUUAUUUUAGCACUGAAUUGGGCUGUGAAUUGCCUACAUGGGAAAGAUCAUUCCAAAGAGCAAUAUUCACAGAGGUUCAACGAACAGGAUCCAAAACAUACAUGUGCAAUAACCAAGGAGUUGCUGUAUGUUUUACUGUGGACUUUGUUUCUGGAUUUACUUGUUUUGACAGCACAUCUAAGAAUAUAAUUUGGCGGUUUAAAUUCUCCCAGCUAAAGGGAUCUUCUGAUGAUGGAAAAACAAGAGUAAAACUACUUUUUCAGAAUUCUGACAGCAAACAAAUUGAAAUGAAGGAGCUUGAAUUCCCUGAUGUGACAGCUGUUUUACAUUGCAUUCAUUCGUUUAUUGCAGCCAAAGUUGCAUCAAUGGAUCCCACGUUCAUAAACAGCCAAAGUAUUACAAAAAGAUAUCUAUACGACACGUAAAAAUAUUGAUUAAAGAACUGUUUUCCUAUGGAAUCUAUUUCAUGCACAAUUAAAUGAAAAAUAAGUUUCUGAAUAAAAUACAAUAUUUUUAAAGGUUUUUCAUAUGUCACUAUGGGAAGAAAAUGUUUGUUUCUUAUUCUGAAUUCCAUUUAAGUGUAGUUCACAAAAUUAUAAAAAGCACAUUAUUCAUUUUCUUACAUGUGGAUAGAAUUAUGAAAUAGCACUUUAAUACAUGAGUCCAAAUGUAGAUGCGAUUUCUGCAUAAUUUUUAAUUAAUAAAAAUGGGUCAUGUUAUUUAUAGAUAAAUGGCAUGCUUGUAGAAUUUUAAAAUUUCAUAGUUCUAUUUAGGUAUUCUAGCUACACACUGCGGUUUUAAUUGUAAUUUUCUGUUAAUACAUUUUAUGUUUUUACCUACUGUAUUUAUGAUGGAAUCAUAUAAACGGUCUAAAUAUUUAUGUAUUUUGAUAAUAUCUAAAUCAUAUUGUAAAUUAACUUGUGUGUGAUAAAUCUCAUGACAAAUAUAAAUUCUUAUAAAUAUUUACUUUCAAAAA